GCACAUUCAAACUCUCUUUCUCUGACUCUCUCGCUCUCUCUCAUUUUUUCUGUCUCGCUCAUGUCGCCGGCGAUGGGAAAAUGCAACAAGAUCCGUCAGAUCGUGAGAAUCCGGCAAAUGCUGCGGCGGUGGAGGAGGAAGGCGGCUGCGGCGUCCUCCAACCGCCUCACCGGUGGGCGAGUGCCGUCGGACGUUCCGGCCGGACACGUGGCGGUGUGCGUCGGGAGCAGCUCCCGGAGGUUCGUGGUGCGGGCGACGUACCUGAACCACCCGAUCUUCAAGAACCUCCUGGUCCAGGCGGCGGAGGAGUACGGCUUCACCAACCCGGGCCCCCUGGCGAUUCCGUGCGACGAGUCGGUCUUCGAGGAGGUCCUCCGGCUCGUGUCGCUGCCCGACCCCGCCGACUCCGACCGGUACCCGAGUCUCGAGGAGCUUCAGAGAUGCUGCCACGUGGGCGCGCCGGAGUCGCGGCCGCUCCUGAACGGGUUCGCUGAGAAAUCGAUCUGCUAGUGGGUGAGCAGCUCGGGGCUGGUCGGCUCCAGCAUGACUCGGACGUCACUCGGAGCUGGUCCGUAGUGUAAACUCAGCCGGGUUGAGCUACCGAUUCGCUGAACUAACUAUUUUUGAUUUUGAAGUUCCGUAGUCGCAGUGGGACUUAUUUUAAGGAGCGCGUAGGUCCAUUUGUUUCUUAUUUCAUUUUUUUUUAGGAAGUUUGAGUUAGCAGUUUGGAAGUGUUUUAUUUGCUUUCAAAAGCAGAGAAAGCACUUUAAAAAUACUUCGCAGCAAAAUACAUAUUAUAUGAUGUAUUGUACAUUUGACGAUUUUAUUGACCGAUUUGUCGGAAUUUCAUGCAGAUUUUAGAAUUAAUUUUGUGAUUUAUUAAUCCAA
Messenger RNA from Malania oleifera, 888 nucleotides. RefSeq names its product auxin-induced protein 6B-like. Lineage: Eukaryota; Viridiplantae; Streptophyta; Magnoliopsida; Santalales; Ximeniaceae. The record is from RefSeq and is a predicted model, not a curated record. Gene Ontology annotation, biological process: response to auxin. The transcript has a single exon. Bases 61 to 510 code for a protein of 149 amino acids.